Molecule: messenger RNA, 829 nt
Organism: Gongylonema pulchrum
Lineage: Eukaryota; Metazoa; Nematoda; Chromadorea; Rhabditida; Gongylonematidae
Source: the annotation of a GenBank genome assembly
UUACAGUGACGCCGAGCACGAGCAAAAUGAUUGAGAGGAUUGUUGCCAACCAAAAUGUUUUUUAUCGGCAUGAGCAGCGUGGCACACCAGAUCUAACACUGGAGCAGAAAAGGGAAAUCUUGGAGACGUUGUUUAAAAAAGACCCACGUCUCUUUAUGCGUCGAUAUCACACCUAUCUAUCGAUCGAGGACUGCGACUGUUUUGAUCAGGAUGAGUAUGAGAUUCAGUUUUUCCGCAAGGCUAUAACUGAACGAAUAAAGAAUGCAGAUACGAGGAAGAACAAGGUGAUUCUUUUCGACUCCGAUUAUUACGAAAUGGAUUGCAGCCUGAAGAACCAACGGUUUGCGGAGUUAGAGCGAUUAAAAAAAGAAACGGAUUAUUUUUCUAAUAAGAAAAUGCGAGAACGUGAGCCGCUGCUGUUUGAUAAAAUGGUUGGAAGGUUUUUGCCAGAAGAAGAGCAGUUCUAUCUCAGGCCUACGAUCGAAAGUGAUUCUCUUUCCGGUCUUCUCAUGCAGUUUGAGGAUUCACAGAUCAUUUCGAAUCGUCGCGAACUUCAACAAUCUGAAUGGCAAGAUUUUCUCAAGCUUGGUAACUUAGCGCAACAUGCGAGCAGCAGACUGUGUGAAAUUGAGCAAAGCAGCUCCGAGAAGAACGACUGGGUGAGGCGUGGGAGCAGAUUAGGCUCGGAACCUGGGGAACAGGAAGUGGAUUCCGGAUCAUCGGAGGAAGAGGGCGAUCAGGAGCAGCUAAGAGCGGAUUUCAUCGAUCACAUGGAACAAAGAUUUUUAAGAGGUGGGUUGGCUCCGAAUGUUCACAUUGGUCUGUAGCA